Messenger RNA from Striga asiatica, 2366 nucleotides. The record is from the annotation of a GenBank genome assembly. NCBI's taxonomy places the organism in Eukaryota, Viridiplantae, Streptophyta, Magnoliopsida, Lamiales, Orobanchaceae.
CGGUUAUUAAAAGGCAUGCAGCCUCUGCACAACAGUACAAAGCCGGAAGUUAUCGUUCGGCCGCCAUCAUUCUCCAUAUCCUCAACUUUUUUCAACCCAUUUUUGCUCUUUUUUCCGAAAUUCCUCACACCUUCUCCCACAGAUUAUCUAUUCAAAAAUGAGAACACGGAGAAACAGUAGUCAGCAACACGAGGUCUCAUGGCGGCGCUUGGUGGUGCGCAAGUGGCUCAACUUGGCAAAGAGCGAUUCUGAUUACUCUGCCGACACUGAGUCGGGUUCUGGCUCAGAUUCGGAGCAGGAAUCUUUCGAUUGGCCUAAGCAGUCGAGGUUCAAGAAUGAUAAAGUCGAUGAACCUCAGGUUGAUGUUGAUGACCCAGCUCUUCCCAAAUUAAGACGACGCAACUCAGAGACAUUUAGAGCUCAGUAUAUAAACAAUAAGGAAAUCAGGGUAUGCGCUGCCACAUGGAAUGUUGGGGGAAGAGUUCCUCCUGAUGAUCUGGAUGUCAAUGGCUGGUUAGAUAUUGAUGACCCUGCUGAUAUUUAUGUGAUUGGCCUGCAGGAGAUCAUUCCGUUAAAUGCCGGAAAUAUAUUUGGUGCUGAAGAUAGCCGUCCGGUCGCCAUAUGGGAAAACAUAAUUCGUGAAGCUCUAAACAGAGUUCAACCAGUAACUAAGUUCAAAAGCUUCAGUGACCCUCCUUCUCCAUCAAGGUUCAAGCCAGCUGAAGAUGCCCCAGAUAUAGAAGACGAAAUCCUACUCGAAUCCGACAGUGAUGUUGGUGAAGAAAUCUACCCAUUGAAUGAGGAGCCAAAUGUCUUUUCCGAAACUGAUGGGGGAUUAGUUGAAGGAAGAACUGAUGACUCUGUCCUUAAAGAUGAGGGCCAGCCUAUAGAACCGGAUUUGGCCCGGCAAUUUUCUUCUCCCAAGAGGCUGGACAGAUUGAAUUGCCUAAGGACAGAGGAGGAUGGAGAAAAUAACGAGGGCCCAAAUUCUCAGUACAAUCGUAAAUUAAUUAAAACAUUUAGUGGGACAGAGAGGAUAGGAUUGAGCUGGCCAGAGCCACCACUUCAUCUUCUGCCUAAGCAUGUCCUGGAGAAACCUAAUUCUUUUCAAUCUUAUAAAUCUUUCAAAAGUUCAAAAUCAUUCAGGACUUGCAACUCUUUUAAGUCGAACGUGAUGGGUGAAAAUAGAAUGAAGCCUGACAUAGGGUCACUUUUGGAAGUUGACCUUGAGUCCAUAAUAAACAGGAAAAGGCGGCCGCAGUAUGUCAGGAUUGUAAGCAAGCAAAUGGUCGGGAUAUUUAUCACUAUAUGGGUACGCAGGAGCUUGCGCCGGCAUAUACAGAACGUGAACGUGUCUACUGUUGGUGUUGGUGUCAUGGGCUAUAUUGGCAAUAAGAUAUGUUCUGUUCUUAUGAGGUGCGAAGUGGGUGAAUCUGACCUGGAUAUGUUCUCCAGGAGAAUAUUUUGGCUGGGGGACCUAAAUUAUCGCAUCAAUUUGUCUUAUGAUCAGACACGAAACCUGAUUUCCAAAAAGGAUUGGUCCAAGUUAAUCGAGAAGGAUCAGCUAAGCAAAGAGUUUAAGAAAGGCCGUGCAUUUGAUGGGUGGUCUGAAGGGACUCUGAACUUCGCUCCAACUUACAAAUAUGAGUUGAAUUCCGAGUCUUAUGUCGGGGAGGAUCCAAAAGCUGGGAGAAGAACACCAGCUUGGUGUGAUCGCAUUCUGAGCUUUGGGACGGGAAUAAGGCUGCUGAGCUAUAGGAGAUGUGAAGUCAGGUUAUCCGACCACCGGCCAGUGACAGCCAUGUAUAUGGUGGAAGUUGAAGUAUUCUCUCCUAGGAAGUUGCAAAGAGCUCUCACUUUCACUGAUGCCGAGGUUGAACAUGAGGAUAUUAUCACGGAUGUGGGGCUUGUUUCAGGGAUGGGGCUGCUAAGAUCAGGAGAGGAUGCAUCAUACUGGGAGCGUUAAUGCACUUGAUUACACGUAGGAUCGAUCUUCCGAGUGUUGUACAUCUACGGUCGAAGCUUUUAAACGUCCCUCGUUUUUCAUUCUUUGUUGCUCAGCAUUUUGAGGUUCUAAAUUCAUAUUUACAAGCUUUGAAUAAAUUGGCAAAGGGCCUCUGCUGUUGCCUUGAAGAAGUUUCCAGAUCACCUUAUCAUCUGUUGUGAAAUAUAGAAUUGGUAUGCUCAAGGCUUUUGUUAAUAUGUUGUAAUCAACCAUACAAUAUAUGCUUGUGAAUCUAUUUUAGAACGUCAGAAUAAAUUUUUACUUGGUAAGUAAAUUCACUGCAAUAAUUAUCAAUGAAUCAAACAUGGUUCUCAUAUAAUCAAACAUAUUUUUAAGUAUGAUAUUUGACAAAAAAAUAUGC